UUCAUUCAAAACAGCAAGAGAGAAUCUGGGUCAAUACUUUUGUUUGAUGUGUCUCCCCACAGCAUACAAAGAGAAGAUGAAGGAGCUUUCCCUCGUCUCCCUCAUCUGCUCCUGUCUCUACCCAGAGGCACGCAAGAACAUCAUGAGUGAGUUUGAAGACAUGGAGGUUAAGCCCAUUAAUAAGCGGGCUUCUGGCCAGGCCUUUGAGGUCAUCCUGAAGCCACCCUCUCCCAUGGCUGACGGCUCUUACAGCAUCACUACACCUCCCAAAAAGAGGGACAUGUCCCUGGAGGAUAUCCAGAAGAAGCUGGAGGCAGCAGAGGACAGGAGGAGAUCCCAGGAGGCUCAAGUCCUGAGGGCGCUGGCUGAGAAACGUGAGCAUGAGCGGGACGUCCUGCUGAAAGCCAUGGAGGAGAACAGCAACUUCAGUAGGAUGGCAGAGGAGAAACUCAUCAUGAAGAUGGAGCAGAUCAAGGAGAACCGUGAAGCCCUCAUUGCAGCCAUGCUGGAACGACUGCAUGAGAAGGAGAAGCACGCUCAGGAGGUGCGCAGAAACAAGGAGCUGAGGGAAGAGUUGACAGCAUGAACACAUCUCUCUAGACCCACUGUCCCAUCAGCCCACAACACCCCCGUCCCCUUACCUGCGACCUCCCAUCCCCAGAGAAACCCCCUCUCGCCCCGCCAUCGCUGCACCAUGUAGAAAAGAGCCUCUGGCACCCUGCCCCCCUGCCCUGCCCCGCCCAGACGAAGGGAAUCGACCCCGCCCCUUCACCAACAGCAUCCUCCCUCAUAUAGUCCAGAAGAUAAAAGGAACACCAUUUACUGCAGAAAAAAGAAAUGUUUUUGAUCAAUUUGAAACCAGUUAAAGUGGGUGUGGUUUUUUUGUAAAUACUUCCUAUUUGUUUUAUAUGAGACGAUGAAAAGUAUUGCGGUGUGCUAUUUUAUAAGUUUCUCUCUGUAUCUUUCUCUUUCAGUGGAUGUACUUGUUUCCUCUCUCUCUCUCUCUCUCUCUCUCUCUCUCUAUCAGAUCUGCUACAGUUUCUCUUGUACAAGGCUUUAGUGUUUGUGAGUUUGCUGGCUAGCGAUGUCUUCUCUAAACCAAACAAUCAUUUUAGUGUCUCUAUGUCCAUGUGGAGAGAGUAAAAGCCGCCACAGUACAGUAAACACAGCUUUAACGGUCACUAUCAUUGCAUUCCCAACAAUUUCUAGCAAUUUCUUCAUACAUUCACCUGGUAUAAAGUCACAACACACAGACACACACACUUAUAUGAACCCAGUCAGCAUGGUUUAAUAAAAAACGACAUGUUGCUUGAGAGGAACUGUGGUUGGAGCCACACUGAAGUCAUGUGAUGUCUCUUGACCCGUGCUUGACCAUGGUCUGGGUUGCAUUAAUGCUGACACGUAGCAUCAAGUUAACCUUAAAUUCCUGAGAAUUGCUUAAAGUUCUCAAUUCUGAUUCUUCAUAGAUUUAGGGGAUUUCAGGUGAUAUAAAUGGAUGCUGUGUGUAAAUGUGUGUGUGUCAAGAGCAGUGUGGGUGGACGGUGUUACCAUGUGCCAUGCAAAGUGGCUUUAAUGUCACAAACCUGCCCAUGCUCAUCUUUCACUUCCAGCUGUGUUUUAUUCCCUUCACACAUGUAACUUUGGGAGCAUAAACUGUGGUAAAUAAAGGCUUAGGGUUCUUGAAAUGAGAA
Carassius carassius (crucian carp) is the source of this 1691-nucleotide messenger RNA. RefSeq names its product stathmin-2-like. The transcript is spliced from 4 exons. Gene Ontology annotation, molecular function: tubulin binding. The coding region runs from base 47 to 586 and encodes 179 amino acids. Gene Ontology annotation, biological process: microtubule depolymerization; regulation of microtubule polymerization or depolymerization; neuron projection development. The record is from RefSeq and is a predicted model, not a curated record. Gene Ontology annotation, cellular component: cytoplasm; neuron projection; growth cone. NCBI's taxonomy places the organism in Eukaryota, Metazoa, Chordata, Actinopteri, Cypriniformes, Cyprinidae.